Messenger RNA from Melospiza georgiana, 2891 nucleotides. It is a transcript of the gene PGR, whose product is annotated as progesterone receptor. The transcript is spliced from 8 exons. The coding region runs from base 1 to 2331 and encodes 776 amino acids. Gene Ontology annotation, molecular function: steroid binding; zinc ion binding; sequence-specific DNA binding. Lineage: Eukaryota; Metazoa; Chordata; Aves; Passeriformes; Passerellidae. Gene Ontology annotation, biological process: steroid hormone receptor signaling pathway; regulation of DNA-templated transcription. The record is from RefSeq and is a predicted model, not a curated record. Gene Ontology annotation, cellular component: nucleus.
AUGACCGAGGUGAAAGCCAAGGAGCCCAGAGCGCCUCCGCCCGCCACAGACGGGGCGGUCCUGCUGCAGGGUCAGCCUGGCCGUGAUCCCUUCCGCGAGGAAGCGGAGUCCGUCGACAUCUCCCUGGACGGACUGCUUUACCCCAAGAGCAGCGACGAGGAGGAGGACGAAGAGGAGGAGGAGGAAGGGGAGGAGGAGGAGGAAGAGGCGCAGCAGCAGCAGCAUCUGGGGCGGGAAGACGGCCGGGACUCCCUCUGCUACCAGCCAGGGAGCGGCUCCCUCUCGGUCAAGGACUCCCUGGACACCGUCCUGGACACCUUCCUGGCGCCUGCGGCUCAUGCCAGCUCCACCGUGGCCGCGGCGCCCUGGUCCUUCUUCGAGGCGGAGGAGGCGCCCGACGGCGCGAUGAGCAGCGGCGCCUCGCAGAAGGCGGCCGAAGCCGCCCCGGGGGCGCCGGGCCCCUCGCAGCUCCCGCCGCGGCCCGCCGCGCUCUGGCCGCCCGGCGACGCCCUGGUUCCCGCCGCUAAGCCGCGGCCGGCGGGGCCGGGCUCCGGCGCGGAGUGUCCCGCUGCGGCGCCCAAGGGCGACGUUCCCGGUGUCGGGGCGCUGCCCGGCGGGUCCCGGGCGGGGGACCCGGGCCAGGAAUACCUGCACGUGCCGCUGCUGCCGCUCAACUCGGCCUUCCUGGCGUCGCGCACGCGGCAGCUGCUGGACGGGGCGGAGUACGAGGGCGGCGCGGUGCCGCGCUGCUCGCCCCCCGCCCCGGAGCUGCCGGCCUACGGCUUCCCGCCGCCCGACGCCAAGGACGGGCCCUUCGCCUACGGCGACGUCCAGCCCGUCAUGAAGAUCAAGGAGGAGGGUCUCGGCCUCGCCGCCCGCUACCCGGGCGGCAGGACCACCCCCGCGGCGGGCUGCCACGACUACCCGCAGGCUCCGCGGGCCGGGCAGGAGCCCACGCUGGAGUGCGUCCUCUACAAGGCGGAGCCCACCCUGCUGGCCGGCGCCUACGGGCCCGCGGCGCCGCCCGACAGCCUGCCCUCCACCUCGGCCGCGCCGCCGGGGCUCUACCCGGCCCUGGGGCUGAACGGGCACCAGCCGCUGGGCUUCCCGGCCGCCGUGCUCAAGGAGGGCCUGCCCCAGCUCUGCCCGCCCUACCUCGGCUACGCGCGGCCAGAUAUGGAAACCAGCCAAAGUUCUCAGUUCAGUUUCGAAUCACUACCCCAGAAGAUUUGUCUCAUCUGCGGUGAUGAGGCUUCAGGUUGCCACUAUGGAGUACUUACCUGUGGAAGUUGUAAAGUCUUCUUUAAAAGGGCAAUGGAAGGGCAGCACAACUAUUUGUGUGCUGGAAGAAAUGACUGCAUAGUCGAUAAAAUCCGUAGGAAGAACUGCCCAGCAUGUCGCUUGAGGAAGUGCUGUCAGGCUGGUAUGGUCCUGGGAGGUCGAAAAUUGAAAAAGUUUAACAAAAUUAAGGUUGUGAGAACAUUAGAUGUUGCACUCCAGCAGCCAGCAGCCCUUCAAGAUGAAAGCCAGGCUCUAACCCAAAGGCUGUCCUUUUCUCCAAAUCAAGAAAUACAGUUUGUUCCCCCAAUGAUAAGCGUUUUACGAGGCAUUGAGCCAGAAGUUGUCUAUGCUGGUUAUGACAAUACAAAACCCGAAACACCAAGUUCCUUGCUGACCAGUCUGAAUCAUCUUUGUGAGAGGCAACUUCUUUGUGUAGUCAAGUGGUCUAAAUUACUACCAGGUUUUCGGAAUUUGCAUAUCGACGAUCAGAUAACCCUUAUCCAGUAUUCCUGGAUGAGCCUAAUGGUGUUUGCCAUGGGAUGGAGAUCAUACAAGCACGUCAGUGGUCAGAUGUUGUAUUUUGCACCAGAUCUGAUUCUAAAUGAACAGAGGAUGAAAGAAUCAUCGUUCUAUUCCCUGUGUCUAUCCAUGUGGCAACUCCCACAGGAAUUUGUCAGACUUCAAGUAAGCCAAGAAGAGUUCCUGUGUAUGAAAGCACUGUUACUUCUCAACACAAUUCCUUUGGAAGGUCUAAGAAGUCAAAGCCAAUUUGAUGAGAUGAGAACAAGCUACAUCAGAGAACUGGUGAAGGCAAUUGGUUUGCGCCAGAAGGGCGUUGUGGCCAACUCACAGCGUUUCUAUCAGCUUACAAAACUGAUGGAUUCCAUGCAUGAUCUGGUGAAACAGCUCCAUCUCUUCUGUUUGAACACAUUUCUCCAGUCCCGAGCACUGAGCGUUGAAUUCCCUGAGAUGAUGUCAGAAGUGAUUGCUGCACAGCUACCCAAGAUUCUAGCAGGGAUGGUGAAACCUCUUCUCUUUCAUAAGAAGUGAAAUGUCUUUUCUCUUAUCACAGAGAUGAUACCUGGGUCAUUUUAUGUUUGUUUAUUUUGGUCAAGAUUUUGCAAUGUCAGGACUUCAGCAUAUUUGACAUACUUACCCUGCCGACUGCUUUAUACCUGUAACAUACACAAGCCAUUCAAGCUUGAUGUACAUAUUGUGAGUUCCUGAUUCCUUAACUGCAAAAAUCACAACAGUCAUAAGAAAUGUUUUGUAAACUUGUCUAAGCUGCUUUUUAGAUUUGCAUAUGAAUGACAGUGAAUAGACUUUCCAGAUUUCUAACAACAGUUAUACAUUUUUCUUACACAUUGUACACUCUUGAAUUUCUGGUGUGACACGGUGCAAAAUUUUUACUUUAGCACAUUGUGUGCAUGGGUACAUGUGGGCACGUGCAUAAUGUGGGAUUUCGGAGGAAUUAAAAUAAAUAUUGCCCACAUUUUCUUACAGAUAUUUUACUUUUUAUUACUGCAAUGCCAUCAGAAAUAAAUAAUGUGCUAGGCACACAGUGUACAUUCAUACUCACAUCUGUGGUCAUGUUGCAUUGAAACUCUUGA